This is a messenger RNA of Microdochium trichocladiopsis, 462 nucleotides long. RefSeq lists its product as uncharacterized. The transcript has 2 exons. The record is from RefSeq and is a predicted model, not a curated record. Bases 1 to 462 code for a protein of 153 amino acids. Lineage: Eukaryota; Fungi; Ascomycota; Sordariomycetes; Xylariales; Microdochiaceae.
AUGGAUCACAAAAGUACAAUUAUUCAUUUCCUUGCCGUGCGUGGAACGGAUCGGCGGGGAAAGGUGUUUCGUUUCGAGAUAUCUGCCGACGAAAUGGGGCGAGUUGCGCAGGCUCGCAUAACCGAGGAUGCGCGGAAAGCCCGGGUUCUGGAUGGCAAGCAUCAUGAUCAGAAGGCUUCCAAGCUUGGUGGUUUAGCGAAGGGCGAGAAGAGGCGCAUUACUAUCCAGGAUCGCAUCAAGAUCGAUCUUCACGAGUGGCUGCUCCAGGAAUGGCGCUGUGAGCCCAACAACAAGGGCAACCCAAAGAGUGGACCAAUUUCGGCUCAUGUUGAAUGGCACGCGAAGGGUUGCAAGAGUCGGAACAUCUUCACCAUGAGUGAACACGAAUUUCUGGAGCAGCUUCUGGCAAUCGGCAGGUCGUCGGAACACUUGCUCGUCGUUAAUUCCGAUAUAACUGAUUAA